AUUAUGGGAGGAACUUCAACCCGCACGGACCGGAGUGACGUCACAGCAUGCAGCACCAUAUCUAUCUUGUAGUGAUAGUGACGCAGGAAACGGUGGCUGAAAGUCGAUAAAAAGCAAAGGUUUGGACGUCGCUGCUCGUAAUGAUGCUGGAGAGGAGCCGCGUGACGCUGCUGGCUGACAUAGUGCUCAGCACGAGGGGAGCGGAAGAGGAGGAGAGCGUCCUCUGCCGGUGCUCCAGAGCGUUCGUCCAGGAUCGGGACCUAUACCGGUCUGAUAAUAAAGUCCUGUGUGAGCUGGGAGAUGCUGCAUUUCAAGAAGGUGAUGAUGAUAAUGAAGAAGAGAGACACGAAACAGAUGAUGAUUAUGAGGAGAAGGAGGAGGAGAAACAAGGAACGGCUUAUGAUGAUGAGGAGGUGGAGGUUUUGGAAGAAGAGGCUCAGCUGAUGGUCAGCAUGGGUCUGCCUUUGGCCUUUGCCAGCUCUUCUGAUCUGAGGAGAGCGAGAAAGAGUGCUGUCAGGAAGCCUGUCACCUCCUGGGCUGCACCUCCAAAGGAGGAUAAAGAGGUGAUUCUGCUGGAGGAUGAAGUAGAGGAGGAGGAGGAGGAGGAGUGUGACUCCACGGAAGAAGAAACAGGAAUCCAGGAAACGCAAAACACCCAGAAUUCUGGUUGGGAAUCUUACUGGGCUCACCAUGGUGAAGGUCUGCUGUGGCAGAGCUGGUUGGACAAACAUCCAGAGACUGAAUCGCUUUUUGCAGCAAACCCAGAAUGCACUGUUUGUCCGUGGGAUAACCCUGACACAAAGACCACGUGGGACCAACAUGCUGCAGAGACUUACUACUACUACUGGGAGCAGUACUCCUACUGGGCCACCCAGGGCUGGACCGCUGACCCCUCUGUUUCUGUUUUUAAUGAGAACACUGGCAGAGAAGCAGCAGAGAUGCACUCAGAAGAAAGCAGGGGUCCACAGACUGGAGUGGAGGAGGAGGAUAAUGAUGUUGACCUUUUGAGCGACCUGUUUGUCCAGAACUGCAGUACACACAGCAUGACUCCACCUGAAAGUGAUGGUCAGUGUUUGCAUCAGGCCACAGACACAGAUCAGCCACAGGUGGGCGACGGUGGAUCUGAGUGUCCUUGUGAUGGAGGGACUGAUCGUAAGAGGCCGGCUGCCUCCGCAGGGCACAGCUCGGAACAGAGUGGAGAUCAUCAGUGGAGCGGUAACAAUGUGGACAGACUGUCUGACAAUAACAUGUCAAGUCGAGAAGAUGACAGUGAUGAUGAAAAAGCUCCAGGAAGAGGAUCGGCUAAAGUCAAACGCAGUCAUGAGCUGGAUAUGGAGGAGAAUCAGCAUUUGAUAUCUGAGGAAGCUUGGAAUAAACUUGGACUGAAACGCAGUUUGGAUCCAAGUCUUGACCGUGUGUUCACCUUUAAAGUCAGUCCUGGCCACAAACAUCAUCAUCAGAGGUGGACAAAAAGAGCAUCGAAGUGCACCAAUAAACACACAAGGUUUACAGAGAAGGAGGACGGCAGAGGAAACGCACAGCCACAGAUCAGCUCCACCCUCCUCAAGGUACAAAACUUCCUUCAGAAGGUACAGACAGAGACGCAAAUAUUUCUGAGUGACCAGGAGGACACGGGAAGAGUCAGCAAGCAAGAGCCCAAAGACAAACCUCCAAUAUUAGAAGAAGAGGAGGAGGAGGAGAAAAAGGAGCAGAUGAUCAACUAUUCUGUGAACACCAGUGGAGAAAGAGAAGAUGAUGAGAAUCCUUUGUCAGAAAGGACAAGCUGCCCUCUGUUCACCAACAUCAGCUCUGUUAAUGCUGGUGUUAUUAUUAGUCAGGAUAAAGAAGAAGAGGAGGAGGAGGUGGAGGAGGAAGAGCAGUCUACUAGAAAGCUAGAAUGUCUUGAAAUUCCUGACUUUCUCUUACCUGGUGCUCCUGAAUGCAGCAGUGAUCUGAAUGUGAAGCAUAAAGAAAAAAGAAAGAAGACGAGGGGAAGGAGACAGCAGAUACCAGCUGAGAUGGCAGCUGAACCCGAGCUGGAGAAGUACUGGGCUCAGCGCUACAGGCUCUUCUCUCGCUUUGAUGAAGGGAUCAAGCUGGACAGAGAAGGAUGGUUUUCUGUCACACCUGAGAGGAUUGCUGAGCACAUUGCUCUCAGAGUCAGACACAGCUUCUCAGAUGCCCACCUUGUCAUCGAUGCCUUUUGUGGUGUUGGAGGAAAUGCCAUUCAGUUUGCCCUCACUGGAAUGAGAGUCUUGGCCAUUGACAUCAACCCAGUGCGGUUGGAUUUGGCACGACACAACGCCACAGUUUACGGUGUUGCUGAUCGGAUCGACUUCCUGCAAGGUGACUUCUUGGUGUUGGCACCCAGUCUUCGUGCUGAUGUGGUGUUCCUGUCUCCUCCAUGGGGUGGACCUGACUACAUGACAGCUGAGGUGUUUGACAUCAGGACCAUGAUGGAGCUUGAUGGCAUUGAAAUCUUCCGCUUGGCCAAACUGAUAUCGGACAAUGUAGUAUACUUCCUGCCUCGCAAUGCGGAUAUGCAUCAGAUUGCCUCUCUGGGCGGUCUAGGUGGGAGAGUGGAGGUGGAGCAAAACUUCCUCAACAGUAAGCUGAAGACUAUAACGGCUUACUUUGGCACCUUGAUCAAAUGUGAUGACGAGUAAAUCAGACGAACAGGAAGUGGAAUAAGCUUACUGCUCUUUGUUGGACUAUAUUCCUGUUACUUUUCCAUCAUUAGAGUUUAG
Molecule: messenger RNA, 2747 nt
Organism: Thalassophryne amazonica
Lineage: Eukaryota; Metazoa; Chordata; Actinopteri; Batrachoidiformes; Batrachoididae
Gene: tgs1
Product: trimethylguanosine synthase 1
Exons: 15
Coding region: 141-2666 (841 amino acids)
Biological process (GO): 7-methylguanosine RNA capping; 7-methylguanosine cap hypermethylation
Cellular component (GO): nucleus
Molecular function (GO): RNA cap trimethylguanosine synthase activity
Source: RefSeq, a predicted model, not a curated record